This is a messenger RNA of Pseudoliparis swirei, 744 nucleotides long. It is a transcript of the gene tnfsf13b, whose product is annotated as TNF superfamily member 13b. The record is from RefSeq and is a predicted model, not a curated record. Lineage: Eukaryota; Metazoa; Chordata; Actinopteri; Perciformes; Liparidae. Gene Ontology annotation, molecular function: tumor necrosis factor receptor binding; receptor ligand activity. Gene Ontology annotation, cellular component: membrane. Gene Ontology annotation, biological process: immune response.
UGGUGGAGGGAGGCUGUCCUGGCCGGUCCUCCUGACUUCACCUCCUCCUCUCCUUCGGCCGUGUCCCCGUACCAACUGGUGGCCCUCGGGGCCGAGGUGGAGGGCCUCACAUCCGAGGUCGGGAGCAGGAGAGAAGAGGGACGAGAGGCUCGGCAUGCAGGCCAGACUGAGAAUAUCAGGAGGAGAAGCAGCCGAGAGGCCGUGCACCAAUCUGGCUUUCAACACGCUUUCCCUCCGAUAAGAAGGAAAAGGUUGGUCUUUGGAUCAGAGGCAUCAGGUAAGAGCCCUUGCCUGCAGUUGUUGGCAAACAAUAGCAGGAGAACCUUCCAGAAAGAAUAUAUCUGGCAGGCCGGGCUGAGGGGAGGCUCGGCCCUGGAGGCGGACGGAGGCAGCAUGCUGGUCCUGGAGGAGGGCUUCUACUUCGUGUACAGCCAGCUAGAUCCGAGUCGGGUCGACUACACGGACAGCACCUUCGCUAUGGGUCACCUGAUCCGCAGGAAGAGGAAUGUGGUGGGAGACGAGCGGUAUGUGGUCUCGUUCCGCUGCAUCCAGAACAUGAACCCCGUCCACCCGUACAACACCUGCUACACGGGAGGCGUCGUGAAGCUGGAGGUCGGGGCCCGCUUGGAGCCGCUGACCCCACGCUCCCCAGCCGACGUGUCCCUGUACGGAGACACCACCUACCCGGGCGCCGUCAAGCCGGCUUGAAAACGUGUCGCCUCGUUUGGGACUCCGCGGUGGCGG